UUUUUUAAUCUUUUCCCUGCUGACUGUUGAGUUCUCCUUCCUUCCUUCCUUCCCCCCUUUCUUACACUCUAGUCCUCGAACCCCUGCCAGGCUGCCCCGCCCUGCCUUUUCACAGACAAUGAAACUGAGUUGGCUUGUUUGUUAACUUUUCUGUUUUUGUCAGAAAAGACCGGACCUCUUUACUAGGAGAAAAUGGUUGCCAAGAAAUCCAAGGGGAUGAUCAAGCAUCUCAUCUCUGCAAUUCAAUCCCCACAGGGUCUAAAUCCACCCAGCCUUAAAAGAUUGUAUGCUCUGCUUCACCAUUUGUCUACUCUGAAGAACCCCAUAAGUGGCAGUUUCCCAGAUAUGAAGCUUAAGAAAUGUCGGCUCAACUUCAAACUUAAAGACAUCAACUGCCUGUCUGAUAUUUUGUUUAAGCAGCUUGAGGAUAGGUUUCAUGGGUUCUUCUCUGCUUUACACGAGCAUAAUGUUUCAGCUGCUGAUAAUGGAAAAUGUUUCCUGAUUGAAGAACUGACAUUGCUUUUGAGAUGCUGUUUGGUUAUGCUGGUUUUGAUUGAACAUGACCAGCCUCUUCUCAUACAGAAGGGUUUGGGUAUUCUUUCCAUGCUUAGCAGAUUGGUUGCUACAGAGUUAAGUGGUCGAAAUGGAAAGAGUUCUAUUACUUUCAAGAAGUUGACUUCUUGUCAAAGUGUUAGUGAUGAUUGCACCACCUCUAUUACUGAGGAGUUUGUUGCUUCUUUAUGUUUAUGGAAGCCUUCUGAUCCGCGCUAUGCAUUUCUAUGUGCUGUACUUGAGGUAUUUGCAGAUGAGCUUUUGGUGCGUCAAACAUUGAGACAGAAUUUUGUGAUGAUUGACUCUGCACCUUCCCGAAGCGAAAGGCUAUUUGUGUGCCCCUCUGGGCAUGGUAAUAUUGGAAGCGUUCUGGAGGUGAUUUGUGCUCAUUUUGUCGUAUCACUUUCUGAUGAGCAAGCUUUUGAAAAUUUCCUCAACAGAUUAUUUUGGUGCCACGGGGAGGAUUUCAGAAUUCCUGAAAUGAGUUUGCCGGCAGCCUUAUCAUUGCUUCUCAAUCCCAUCAUGCUUUCUGCACCCAAAUUGUUUCAGGCAUACUUGAUUUUAAUGGUUUCUGAAGCCAUUGGUAUUUGCAUGCCUCAACCAAAUACGAUGCUGGAUCCUAAACUUAUGGAUUGCUAUACAGAGGCAUUUGAAAGGUCUAUCUUCUUGUAUACUAGGCACAUGUCUAGUUUGCACGUUGAUGAUUUUUUGGGUGACAAUGGUUCUUUUAUCAGAUCAGGUUUGCAUGGGAGCAGUAGUAAGCUGAAUUUUGAAUCUUUUCUUCAUCCAGCCACAAGAGACAAACUGCAUCAUCUAAUUUCCAAGUCAUAUGAUGCAUGGAAUUCCUAUUUAAGCAGUAUGUCUUCUAGAACAAAUUCUGAACUGGUGGCUGCCUCUAUUGCCUUCAUGAAGGAGAGCCUGUGCAUUGUUGAUGAAUCGUUUAAAGAUGAGGUUCUGUCAAUCUUAAGUUGCAUAAUACUUAGAUAUCCAUCUAACGAUAUUGGUGACACUUUACUGUACAAAAAGGAGGAAACCAGCUCUCAAGACAUUUAUCUUCUCGCUUCCAUCUUGAAAUUAAUGAGUAGCUCAUUGUUGCAAGCUAUAUGGUAUGUAAAGCAUCUUAGGUCUUCAUUUUGCCUGAAAUCACUGGAAGAUGUGUCUUCAUGCAAGGGCUACGAUGUUAUAGUGGAUAUUCUUGGUUGUUUUGAGCACUUCAGUAUCAGUCUACCAAUUCAAAAAUUCUUAUGUGAAACAUUGCAAUCUCACCCAGCAAGGCAUAAGAAGUCCAAGUGGAUGUUUUUUCACUUUUCAGGGUUGCUGUCAUUGAGUUAUGCUAGCGGGCUUGAUUUUUUAGUAAAGGACUGUUUAUUUGCACUUAUGGUAGUGUUGAAUAUGUUUAUUAUUGAAGAGGGGGAUCUCGCUGCAGUGGAUUCAUUAUUUGGUUCCAGCUUGGAAUCCUUUUCAUCUAAAUCCUCUGAUAAAUCUGAAGGGGUCAUGGCAAUCUCAAAAUCUAGCCAAAUAGUUUCAUCGAAAAUUCAAAAGAUUCAGGAGAUGUACUUGAGAACACGCUCCACCAUAUGUUCCAACGACAGAAAACAACACAGUCAAGCAGGAACUUCAGAAUAUGGCUCUAUCAUGAAUGAGUUGGAUUCUGUUGCCAGCAUGGAAGAUGCUAAGGAAACCUGCAAUGGUGAGAUCUUCCUGAAGUGCGUGCUAGGGAAGGAUGCAAAAUCCAAAGUUAUAGAUGAUUUAUCAGACUUCAUUGAAUGCGAGCAUGGAAAGAAUUACUCUGGCUGGUUGAGGGAUCGGCAAAGAUUUAAAAUAUGGAAGUACAAGAAAACAACAAUUCGAAGGUGGAAGAGAAAAAAAAUGUGUUGGAAUCAUCUAAAAGGGUAGUAAAUCAAAGAUGUUAUAAGCUUUUCUUAUCUACUUAUGCGUAAAUGUUAUAGAGCGGACUGUGAUCUGUAAAGGUUGUAAAUUGGUGGCGGAUCUCUUAUUGAAUUUACAGAAAUAGCUGAAUGUAUCCCAGUGACAUGUUUUUGUAUUGUA
This is a messenger RNA of Populus nigra (black poplar), 2601 nucleotides long. RefSeq lists its product as uncharacterized. The transcript is spliced from 5 exons. The record is from RefSeq and is a predicted model, not a curated record. The coding region runs from base 193 to 2448 and encodes 751 amino acids. Lineage: Eukaryota; Viridiplantae; Streptophyta; Magnoliopsida; Malpighiales; Salicaceae.